This is a messenger RNA of Arachis ipaensis, 1947 nucleotides long. RefSeq lists its product as uncharacterized. NCBI's taxonomy places the organism in Eukaryota, Viridiplantae, Streptophyta, Magnoliopsida, Fabales, Fabaceae. Gene Ontology annotation, molecular function: nucleic acid binding. The record is from RefSeq and is a predicted model, not a curated record.
AUGUCCGUUACUGCCUAUUUUGCUAGGCUUAAGAACCUUUGGGAAGAGGUUGAUGAUUUUAGAUCGAUUCCUGGAUGUGACUGCGUUAAGUGUGAGUGCGGUUUAGGCGUCGUAAGGCAGCAAAGGGAAGAAGAUAGAGUCACAAAGUUUCUUCGAGGUCUUGGAGAACAAUAUUCAAUUGUUAAGUCACAAGUGAUGCUAAUGGAUGAAUUGCUUAGUGUUAACAAAAUUCUGUCCAUGAUUACUCAACAGGAGAGCUCCUCAGGCUCAUCUUCUCAAAAUGAAGUGAAAGGAAAAGGCAAAGGAAAUAGAAGUCAAUGUAACAAAGGGCGAAACAAGUUGCAAUGCUUCAAGCCUCGGUUUAAUAAGAAAAAUCCUGUUCUUAAUUGUAUGACAGCAGCUGAUGCUUCUGAGGAUAUUAAUGACAAUCUCAGUGUUCAUCAACUGGUAAGGAGUGAACCGACCAUUAAUGAAUUUACUCCAGAGCAAAGAGAAGCGCUUCUAGCAUUGCUCAGCAGACAAGAUCAAUCUCAUUCUCAAAGCAUUAGCCAGAUUUCAGCCAAAAAUAAUCUUUCACCUCAUAACGGUAAAAUGGUGCAUAUUUUGCAUUUUGAAUCUGAUGUCAUGGCUCUAAACAUUUCAACUCAAAAACACAAGCCUUGGGUUAUAGACACUAGUGCUAUGGACCAUGUGUCAUAUUCCUUGGCAGAUUUUCAAAAUUAUUUCAAGAUAGAUCCUAUUGUUGUUAGAUUACCCAAUGGUGCUCUCACAACAAGCUGCAUUAUGGGAACUGUUGUGUUUUCUGAUGACCUUUACCUUACAAAUGCAUUGUUCAUCCCUACCUUCAAUUUUAAACUCAUUUCAGUUUCAAAGCUCACUGCAUCACUGCAUUGUAAAAUGAGUUUUACUGACAAAGAUUGUGAGAUCCAGGAUCUGCACACUUUGAGGAUGAUUGGUGCAGCUAGUAAUGUUGAUGGUCUCUACAUUCUGCACAAGGAAAUCAAGAUUCUCCCUCAUAUCACAGCAAUUUCUCGCAACCACAUUCCAGGCUCCUUGUGGCAUGCUAGACUAGGGCAUCCAUCACAUGAUAGGCUAGUUGCAUUACAAAACUUUACUGGUAUUACACACCAAAGAACUUGUGUGGAGACGCCGCAACAGAAUGGGAUUGUUGAGCGUAAGCAUCAACACAUUCUUGCUGUGGCUCGUGCUCUCAUGACUCAUGCUCAUUUGCCAAAAUCAUUUUGGAAUUAUAGUGUUGGACAUGUGAAGGUUGUGAUUCCAACAACAAAGUCACUUCUAACUUUCCAGCAAACACAUCUCAUUACUUUGACUAUAGCUUUCUGCACGGAUGAUGUAAGUCAGCAAAAUUUAAAUACUCAAAUUGAUGAAGCACCUCAUGAUUUAAGUGAUAGUGAAGAUAUCUUGCCUUAUGCAGAAAUUCAUGAUCAUGUAGACACAGGUUCUGCAUUAGCAUCUGCAUCACAUGAGGAAUCACCAAAUUCUUCUCAUGUCCCUUGUCAAAUUGUGCCUAAAAUUGCUGGGCUCAUUGCUCAAAGGUAUCCAAUCUCAAAUGUUUUGUCCUACUCUAGACUUUCUCCUAUGCAUCUUGCAUUCUCUCUUGCUAUUCAAAAUUUGGAGCCCAAAAGCUAUGAGGAUGCUAUAACUCAAGUUUGUUGGCGAGAGGCUAUUCAAGCUAAACUACUUGCUUUGGAGGAAAACAAGACAUGGAAGCUAACCUCGUUGCCAUUUGGUAAGAAAGUAAUUGGUUGCAAAUGGGUAUUUUGUACCAAAUAUCACCCUGACGGAACGGUUGAAAGGCACAAGGCCAGGCUUGUUGCCAAGGAUUUCACCCAAGUAGCUGGUAUUGACUACAGAGACACAUUUAGUCCUGUAAUAAAGCUAGGAACAUUGAGAAUCAUGUUGGCUAUUGCAGCAGUCAAGGGUUAG